GUGAAAGGAAAAUGGUGGCGUACUGUGGGAAGAUUAAUGAGCGAAGGAAGGAAAAGAUGGGUAUCUUUUAUCCUCUCUCUCUAAAUAUAAUAAAUAUUCAUCUUUUUGUUAUAUACAAUAAGAGACUAUAUAUAUAAAUAUAUUUCUCAGCUUUUUAAAUGUAUUUUAUAUUUCCCCUUUGAGCUAGAAAAGAGUUGCAGAGAUCUUUGAGUCUGACACAGAGACCAAACUCACAUAGCAAUCAUACACACAUCUCGACAAACAUAGCUUGAGAUGAUCAUGAAACACGUGCAUCAUCAGAUCUCUAUCAAUCCAGCUUGGUGAACAAAAAUCAAGAAAACUAUACAGUUUCAUUUGUGAAUAACGUAACAGUAUAUAAUUCGAUGGCUGCUUACUUCCACGGCAAUCCACCGGAGAUCUCAGCCGGAACCGACGGUGGUUUACAGACGUUGAUCCUCAUGAAUCCAACAACUUACGUACCAUACACUCAACAAGACGACGACUCAAACAAUAGCAGCAACAACAACAACAACACAAACAACAACAGUUUCGUCUUCCUAGACUCACACGCGCCUCCGCGAAACGCGAACCAGCAGUUCGUCGGCAUACCACUCUCUGGCCAUGAAGCUGCUUCCAUUACAGCCGCCGACAACAUCUCUGUACUUCACGGAUACCCUCCGCGCGUGCAGUACAGUUUAUAUGGCAGCCACCAAGUGGAUCCCACUCAUCAUCAAGCUGCGUGUGAGACUCCACGCGCCCAACGAGGCCUUUCUUUGACCCUCUCGUCUCAACAGCAGAAGCAGCAACAUCGCCAGACUCUCCAUCACGUAGGGUUCGGGUCAGGACCCGGAGAAGAUAUCCGGGUCGGAUCAGGCUCUACAGCAUCGGGAGUAACAAACGGUAUAGCGAAUCUUGUAAGCUCCAAGUACUUGAAGGCAGCGCAAGAGCUUCUAGACGAAGUAGUCAAGGCUGAUUCGAAUGACAUCAACACUAAGUCCCAACUAUUCUCAUCGAAGAAAGGGACAAGUGUAACUGAUACUAAAGCUGUCGGAGAAUCCUCCACCGGCGCCAGAGAAGGUUCUGAUGGCGGCGGAGAAGCUUCGGGUAAACGUACGGUGGAGCUAGGAACGGCGGAGAGGCAAGAAAUACAAAUGAAGAAAGCAAAGUUGAGUAGUAUGCUUCACGAGGUGGAGCAGCGAUACAGACAGUAUCACCAACAGAUGCAGAUGGUAAUCUCAUCGUUCGAACAAGCGGCAGGGAUAGGUUCUGCCAAGUCAUACACCUCCCUCGCACUGAAGACAAUAUCAAGACAGUUCCGGUGCUUGAAAGAGGCGAUCGCUGGUCAGAUAAAAGCGGCCAACAAGAGUCUUGGGGAGGAAGAUUCUGUGUCCGGUGUCGGGAGGUUUGAAGGGUCGAGGCUCAAGUUCGUAGACAAUCACUUGAGACAGCAGAGAGCUCUUCAGCAACUUGGAAUGAUUCAGCAUCCUUCUAAUAAUGCAUGGAGACCUCAACGUGGUCUCCCCGAACGAGCCGUCUCAGUCCUCCGUGCAUGGCUUUUCGAACACUUUCUUCACCCAUACCCUAAGGAUUCGGACAAGCACAUGCUAGCCAAGCAAACAGGACUCACUCGGAGCCAGGUGUCGAACUGGUUCAUAAACGCGAGGGUUCGGCUAUGGAAACCGAUGGUGGAAGAGAUGUACGCGGAGGAAAUGAAGGAGCAAGGAAAGAACAUGGGAUCCAUGGAGAAGACACCAAAUUUGGAUGAGAACAUCGAUGAUUCUGCUUCUAAGUCAACUAGUAACCAAGAGAAGAUCCCCAUGGGAGGAGGAGGCCUCGACGAUUACCAUCUGAAUCCCAGUCACAACGGUGACCUAGAAGGCGUCACUGGAAUGCAAGGAAGUCCCAAGAGGCUAAGAACAAGCGACGACACAAUGAUGCAGCCUAUAAAUGAGGGUUUCAGCUCGAACGAGAAGAUCACGAUGAAAAUUCUAGAAGAACGGCAAGGGAUUAGAUCAGACGGUGGAUACCCUUUCAUGGGGAGCUUCGUACAAUACCAAAUGGAUGAGAUGUCAAGAUUUAAUGUGGCUGUCUCGGACCAGGAGCUUUUAACACAGAGGUUCUCAGGAAACAUCAAUGGCGUGUCUCUCACGUUAGGGUUACCUCAUUGUGAUAGCUUGUCAUCCACGCACCAUCAGGGUUUCAUGCAGACCCACCAUGGAAUUCAGAUAGGGAGGAGCGUGAAAAUAGGAGAAACAGAGGAAUAUGGAAACUCAGCCAUAAAUGGUGGCAGCGGCUCGGCGGCAACCGCACAUUCAUCAGCCGCAGCAGCAGCGGCUUACAAUGGGAUGAACAUACAAAACCAGAAGAGAUAUGUGGCUCAGUUAUUGCCUGACUUCGUUGCUUAAAAGGCAGGAGCAACCAAACAAGGUUAUUAUACGUUUUUAGUAUUUAAAUUAGUAUAUUAUUUUCUUAUACCAUUGAACCAUAACAAAGAACAAAUUUUAAUUUUAGUCUUUGAUUACAUAUGGUCGACGGUUGUAUAUCGAUUUCUAUUUUUGUUUUUGUUUUGGUUUCUAUUGGGGGAUGAAUAGGAUUGUAUGUAUAUGGGAUUAGUUACGUGUAAUAGCUUGCUUUUGGGUGUAUACCAAAGAUACAUUUUUAUCCUUUUCUUUCACUGUAAUAAUAAGAUAGUGAUCUGAGUUA
Molecule: messenger RNA, 2703 nt
Organism: Brassica napus (rape)
Lineage: Eukaryota; Viridiplantae; Streptophyta; Magnoliopsida; Brassicales; Brassicaceae
Product: BEL1-like homeodomain protein 1
Exons: 6
Coding region: 384-2405 (673 amino acids)
Biological process (GO): regulation of transcription by RNA polymerase II
Molecular function (GO): RNA polymerase II cis-regulatory region sequence-specific DNA binding; DNA-binding transcription factor activity, RNA polymerase II-specific
Source: RefSeq, a predicted model, not a curated record